Molecule: messenger RNA, 1176 nt
Organism: Carassius carassius (crucian carp)
Lineage: Eukaryota; Metazoa; Chordata; Actinopteri; Cypriniformes; Cyprinidae
Product: small VCP/p97-interacting protein-like
Exons: 4
Coding region: 404-646 (80 amino acids)
Biological process (GO): negative regulation of retrograde protein transport, ER to cytosol; positive regulation of autophagy; negative regulation of VCP-NPL4-UFD1 AAA ATPase complex assembly
Cellular component (GO): endoplasmic reticulum membrane
Source: RefSeq, a predicted model, not a curated record
AGGGCGCUGUUGAGCUGCACUUCCCUCGACUAACAGAGCUGCUGUAAUCGUGUCAUUCUGACAGCUACACUGUCAGCUGAAGUAAUACAUCUUAUUUAUACAGCAAACCAAAAACAAAUGUCGGGAGGCGUGAGAAAGAGGUUCGCUGUAGGUCACAUUCGUCUGUUAGUGUGGUAAAGGUUAUUUAGCGGCAGCGCUAGCUGGCUAAAGUAGCUCAGAACUGCUUUGUUUACAUUGCUAGUUCAAUUCAAGCAGCUUUCAUAGAGGGUUUAUAGCAGCAUAUAAACGCUGUUAGACUGUCAGAGACACAAUCUCAGCGGCCUGGCGCAUCAUAGGUGCUCAAUUUGACCCUCAUUUGGCUAAAACAAGUUGUAUUUGUGCCAGUGCUUCAUUAAACAUCAGUAUGGGGAUGUGUUUGCCCUGUCUGAGUGGAGCUGAGGAUGAUGCAGCAGUCACACCAGACCCCGAGACGAGGAGAAGACAGCUAGCGGAGGCUGCAGAGAAGAGACAGAAAGAGACCACCUGCAGAGGUAUCAAAAACCCAGAAGCUUUGGAGAGGAAAAAGAAGAAACUAGAAGAGACAGAGAAACAGAGCAUGACCUCUGCAGCUUCUGGAGGCGGUGGGCUGAAGUGGCAGGUUGGCUAACACAGGCUGAAGGGAAGAUCGCUGAUGUGUCCACUUCGGGGGUCAACCUUCAUCCACACUGACUUGAGAGAUUCUUAAAAGUCUUCAGUCUUUCAGUUCUGAUUUUGAAGUGUACACUAGCUAGGGGAGUUUGCAUAGACUCUAGAUUUUUUGCCAAGCUCCUGCACAAAACUCCUCAUCCUCCAGGCCUUCUGAUUGGCCAGAGGGCAUUCAGGCCACACCCCUUUAAAUGCCAAGAUGGGCUAGCUAGAGGGUUUAUGGGUCUUUAACAAUUCAUGUUUUGUUUUGUUUUGUUUUAUCCCCUUCAACCUGUUCAGUUUGUGUUCAUGCAUCAUUUCACGCAGCUUUUGUACCGAUGUGCUUUCUAUUUUUAACAAUAAUAGAAUCCUCAAAUCUGAAUGUCACUUUAAUACCAAUUUAUACAACUGAAAAGCAUCUUUUAUAUUGAAUUUUGGAUAAUACAUAUAUAGCCAUUUAUAUUUAUGCAUCAGUUACCAGUGCAUUUUGCGAUUGGGCAUGACUUGAAGUAU